This is a messenger RNA of Orbilia oligospora ATCC 24927, 1572 nucleotides long. RefSeq lists its product as uncharacterized. Gene Ontology annotation, cellular component: 90S preribosome; nucleus. The record is from RefSeq and is a predicted model, not a curated record. NCBI's taxonomy places the organism in Eukaryota, Fungi, Ascomycota, Orbiliomycetes, Orbiliales, Orbiliaceae. Gene Ontology annotation, biological process: maturation of SSU-rRNA. The coding region runs from base 1 to 1572 and encodes 523 amino acids. The transcript has a single exon.
AUGCCAAAACGAAAGCGCUCAGACUACGAACGUCCUCUCCCCGAAGACUCAUACGAUAAUACCACUACCACAGACCCAUCAGCCGAAGAAUCCACCCGUUCGAUAGCAAUCCAACAAUCCACCAUCUCCCAAAAGAUCCACCACUCACGUACCCUCCUCAAACGCGCCUUAAAAACCGCAAAGGGAUUCGAACAGCAAAAGCUAGGGAAACGGAUAAAAGCCGCUCGGAAGGGGAAAGAUCAAAAGAAUGGUAAUAAGAAUAAGAAUAAGAAUAGUAAGAAAGAUGGGAAAGAAGGGAGGAAAGAAGAAGAUGAAGUAGAAAGACUGGAAAAGGAAAUCGAAGCUUUGAAGCACAUCGAUCUGGCGGAAUUGGCAACAAGGCAUUUGAAUAAACUUUUGGUGAAAAAUAGGCCGUUGUCGAAUUCUCGUUAUUUCCCACCGGAGAUUGCGAAGGAAGUCGAGGAACAGGCUAAAACUCCCGUACCGACUGGUCCUGUGGCGAACGUAUGCGCCAGAAUGUUGAAUGCGAAUCCGGUCAAGGAGAGUGUAAAGGAGAUCGUUGGGAAUCUAAGCAGGUUAUUGGGUAUCGAAGGAGGGAACGAGGAUAGUGGUAAACCGACAAAGGAAUCAGAGAAGGUGGAAAAGAAAGUUAAGGAAUCGAAAGCUGUUAUACACGGGGCCGACAAGGAACUCGAAGACGAAGAAGAUGAUGAUUCGGAAGAAGAUGAUUCUGAAUCAAGUUCAAAAGACAACUCGGAAGACGCAGUAAUACAUCCUUCUAUGCUCAAAAGCUUAGCUGCAAAAUAUCUUCGCAACAGUGGUGCGGUAUCGAGCGAUGAAUCCGAAUCCGAAGACGAAGACGAUGGCAGGAUAGCAUGGUCCUCUGAAGACGAUGGCGAAGGCGAAGAUGAAGAAGAUAUCUCAGAAUCCGAAGACGACAGACCUCGCGGGCGUUCAAUGUCUAUCACACCAAUCCCUGAAGACGAACUUCGUAAGAUAGAAGCAUUAGAAGACGAAGCUUUGGAUAUAGAUUUAUCCGACGAAGAAGAGGAAGGGGAGGAAGGAAGCAACUCCGACGUCUCUUCUCCACCACCUAAGAAAUCCGAAAAAUCAAAACCCAAGAAACAGGCUGCACCAGCACUCGCUCCAGCUCCAACAGGACCUAUCAAAUCAUCCUCCUUCCUUCCAACUCUCAUGACAGGUUAUAUUUCUGGCUCCGACUCCGACGCAGCUUCAGACAUAUCCGCCGAGAACAAAUCAAGGAAAUCAAAGAAAAAGGGACCUCCGGAAAAGAAAAUCCGCAAGAACAGAAUGGGCCAGCAAGCUCGCCGCGCCCUUGCUGAGAAAAUGUACGGCACGGGAGCAAACCAUGUUAAAAAGGCAAAGGAGGAGAAAGAAGCGAAAGUGAAAGCGAAAGAGGAUAGGAAGAAAGCAUGGGAGGAGAAACAAACGAAAGCUGUCCAUGUCAGUUGGCAGCUCAAGAAGAAGGAGAAGGAUGAGAAGGAUAGGAUUGUUAAGGAUAUGAUGGCCGGCAAGGGAGCCGGGGCUGGAAAGAAGAUCGUUUUCGAUUAA